AUGCUGGAAUUCUCGCUGCUCCUUGUCUUCACCACAUCCCAAGUGUUGGCCUAUUCGAUAACCCCGCAAAUGCAGCCAGGAAUCACGGAAGAAUUGCGAAGAAAUCAAGAAAGUUUGGAGAUUUUGGGAAGAACUAUUGAAAUUCCGGAAUGGAUUGGUGAUGUGAAGCAGUUUUGGAGUGAAACGUUUGGGGGAGCCUCUGAGGUAAUUGAAGAAUCACAUGGUUUUGAAUUCGAUAGAAAAUCUGAUGUUGAGCUAAGCUAGGAAUAUGAGUUAGGACGUUGCAAAUUGUGAAAGUUGUGAUAUUAAAUACAAAACCAUUGAUUCACUAGAAACUCUGAACUUCAUCAAAAUUCUUCUAUAUUUCAGAAAUCAUCACGUCGCGUUUCGUUCAUGCAAAAUUUGAAGAAAGAUGAAUCGGCACGAAUUAUGUUGGCAAUCUAUUUGAAUUUGUUUGUUUUGAUUUUGGUCUAUGUUUUUAUUGCAUUCAAAUUGGUGAGUUUAGCUGAAAAUUAAGGAUUUCCAUCCAAAAUCUCUAAUUUCUUCCAGCUUCUUCAAUCAAUUCAAGAAAGCCAAGAAGAUCGGCGAAAGCGCAAAACUUUUAGAAGUCAUCGCUCAUUUGAUGGACCCGAUUAUAACAAUUUACCACUGGCUUCGAUUGCAACCCGAAAAAUGACUGAAACUGCACCGAUGUCCGUCGAAAAUCCAUUAACUGGUAGGAUUUUCAGACUUUCGAAACGAGAUAUAUUUUGCUGAAGAUCACAAAUUUUUAGAGAGAAAAAAAAUGCAUCCAAUUAUUUUUUCAUUCCGAUUUCCUGAGAGUGACAAAUGUACUUUUGAAAAAAUAAUGUAAAUUGGUUGAAAACUUGAAAAAAAAACAUUCUGCAAAAUGAGGAAUUUCAAAAAAAAUGCAAAUUUUUUUAAAAGGCCAUGACGUUCCAAAAAAUUUACAUUUUCAAUUAAAUUCCAAUUAUUUUUUCGUGCGAGUUUUCUGCAAAUGACACUUGCACUUUCUUGUCGGAAAAAAUGACUGACUGGCAAGGGAAACAUUUUGAAACCGGUUGAAAUAUUGAGAAAACCUGUAGGCCAAGCCGCAUAGCUUUAGAAUAAGAAUCCACGAAUUUAGAACAUGAGAUGGACGUGCGAGCUAAGUUAUUGGGCUCCAAAUGCGGAAACUAUCAAUUUUGAAAAAUUUAAUUACUUUCUAUGGAAAUUCUUUUCAACUUUCAUAAUUCCCAUUGAAAAUCAAUCCAAUUUUCUCCAGGUUUCGUCGAAAUGGCACGCGAAGCCGCCGAAGAAAGCGACAUUUACGACGACGACGAGGCUGAAGAAGAACAACUUCCCGCAACUUCUUCAUCUUCCCAAAAUCCUCAAUACGACCAAGUUCCAGCUCCAGUUAUGGCUCAAACCAUGGACGAGGAAAGUUUUUGA
This is a messenger RNA of Caenorhabditis angaria, 1431 nucleotides long. The record is from the annotation of a GenBank genome assembly. Lineage: Eukaryota; Metazoa; Nematoda; Chromadorea; Rhabditida; Rhabditidae.